Messenger RNA from Microdochium trichocladiopsis, 1869 nucleotides. Its product is annotated as armadillo-type protein. The coding region runs from base 1 to 1869 and encodes 622 amino acids. Gene Ontology annotation, biological process: protein dephosphorylation. Gene Ontology annotation, cellular component: cytoplasm; protein phosphatase type 2A complex. NCBI's taxonomy places the organism in Eukaryota, Fungi, Ascomycota, Sordariomycetes, Xylariales, Microdochiaceae. The record is from RefSeq and is a predicted model, not a curated record. The transcript is spliced from 8 exons. Gene Ontology annotation, molecular function: protein phosphatase regulator activity; protein binding.
AUGGCUGACGCGCCAAAUGCGAACGACGAGCUCUACCCCAUUGCCGUCCUCAUAGACGAGCUCAAGCACGACGAUGUCCUUCUCCGCCUGAAUGCCAUCCACCGCCUUGGCACGAUUGCCCUCGCCCUCGGUCCUGAGCGGACCCGCGAGGAGCUCAUUCCUUUUCUCGACGAGUCCGUCGAGGACGAGGACGAGGUCCUUGUGGCAUUGAGCGAGGAGCUUGGCUCCUUCAUCGAAUACGUCGGUGGCCCAGAAUGGGGACACGUUCUCCUUUCUCCCCUCGAGAACCUCGCCGCUAUCGAGGAGCCUGUUGUGCGAGACAAGGCCGUCGAAUCGCUCAACAAGAUCUGCGAUGCGCUCUCCGCGCAACAGGUCGAGGAAUACUUCAUUCCUCUGACCGUCAGACUCUCCAAGGCCGACUGGUUCACCUCCAAGGUAUCAGGCUGUGGCCUCUAUACUGCUCCUUACAAGAAAGUCAGCCCCCCGUUCCAGGAACAGCUCCGUCAGCAGUUCGGAAUCCUGGUCCACGAUGACACCCCCAUGGUGCGGAGACAGGCCGCCACGCACAUGGCCAAGUUCGUCAAGGAGAUGCCCGCCGCCGUUGUCAUUGAUGAGAUGAUACCCCUUUUCCAGCACCUUGUCCAAGACGACCAAGACAGCGUGCGGUUAUUGACAGUCGAAAUUCUUAUUGCCAUUGCCGAAGUCGUCCCCAAGGAGCAACAAGCCAGCCAUGGUGUCCUUCUCACAUCUCUGCGCAACCUGAUAGAAGACAAGAGCUGGAGGGUUCGCUACAUGAUUGCAGACCGGUUUGAGAAGAUUGCCAAAGCUGUGGAUGAGGAGGUUGUCUCCAGGGAUCUGGUUCCUUCUUUCGUCAAGCUGCUCAAGGAUAACGAGGCUGAGGUUCGCACCGCAAUCUCUGGCCAGAUUCCGGGAUUCUGCAACCUCGUCGACCGGACCACACUUCUCAACGAUAUCAUGAGCACCAUCGAAGACCUUGUAUCCGACACUUCCCAGCACGUCCGCGCCGCACUUGGCACCCAGAUCAGCGGACUGGCCCCGAUUCUUGGCAAGCAAGAGACCAUUGACCACCUUUUGCCAAUGUUCCUGCAAAUGCUCAAGGACGAGUUUCCGGAGGUCCGCCUUCACAUCAUUUCAAAACUGGAGCUUGUUAACCAAGUGAUCGGUAUCGAGCUCUUGUCACAGUCUCUGCUUCCUGCCAUCGUUCAACUCGCAGAGGACAAGCAGUGGCGCGUCAGACUGGCCAUCAUCGAGUAUAUUCCGUUGUUGGCGAGCCAGCUCGGUGUGAAGUUCUUUGACGAGAAGCUGAGCGGUCUUUGCAUGGGUUGGCUCGGCGACACGGUUUUCUCCAUCAGAGAGGCCGCCACACACAAUCUCAAGAAGCUCACCGAGGUCUUUGGCGUCGAGUGGGCUAGCGAGGCGAUACUGCCGAAGGUCAUGGCCAUGGGUGCCCAUCCAAACUACCUCUACAGGAUGACCACUUGCUUCGCCAUCUCUACACUCUCCUCGGUUGUCAGCCUCGACGUUAUUGGACAGGAUAUCCUCCCGAUGCUGGAGAAGCUGGUUGACGACGACAUCCCAAACAUCCGCUUCAACGUCGCCAAGACGAUUGCCCAGCUGAUUGAUGUGCUAAAGCGGCUGCCAGACGAGGGCACAAUCUACUCUCUCGAGAAGGCUGGACAGACAGAUCUGACACCUUCGCCGAAGUCGACACAGCUGAUUCAGGAGCGCAUAUUGCCGUCCCUGGAGAAGCUGCAGAAAGACGAGGACGUUGACGUUCGGUACUUCGCCACAACUGCUGCGGCCAGGAUCUCUGGCGCCGACCCGGAGCCGAUGAACACUUCUCCUUAG